Molecule: messenger RNA, 835 nt
Organism: Clarias gariepinus (North African catfish)
Lineage: Eukaryota; Metazoa; Chordata; Actinopteri; Siluriformes; Clariidae
Exons: 5
Coding region: 1-681 (226 amino acids)
Biological process (GO): response to bacterium
Source: RefSeq, a predicted model, not a curated record
AUGUCUGAGCUCCUGUUUACUCCACAGCUGCUGUUUGGUAUCAUCAGUCUGAGUCUCCUUCAGAUCAUUUCAGCUGAUCUCAUAUCUGUUGAUCCUGGAGAGAACAUCACUCUGCUCUGUAACAUCACUCAGGUUUCAGAGAUCUCGUGGUAUCAGAUGAACUCAGCAAGCGUGAGGCAGAUUAUAUCAGCCAGACAAAGGGGUCUGUAUAAAGACUUUUAUGUAGAUUAUAAUGUAGACGAGAGUCACUUUGAUGUGACAGAAAGCAGCAGUUCAGUCAGUUUAGUGAUUAUUGGAGUUAGAGAGACAGAUCUGGGGUUUUAUUACUGUGGAGGUCGAAAUGACACGACACACACUCAGUUUGGGAAAAACAUCAAACUCAACUUUACUACAGGCUCUCAGAACCGUAAGGCUGAUGGUUCAGACACACUGCAGUUUGACCCUCACACAUAUUGUAAAGUUAUUAUUAUAAUUCUGUCAUGUAUGUGCACGCUCCUUGUUUCAGUGAACAUCAUCUGCUCCUCUCUGUAUUGUUUCAUGCUACAGGACAAGUGUUCUUUCCUGGGGAACUCAUAUAACAAGGAAGCUGAGUUUCAACCAUCUGAUGUGACCUGUGUGACAUACACUUGUGUCUCCUCACGGCCCAGAAAGCAUUAUGAGCCUGAGGAUUACAAUCAGUAGAGAACCUGUUGUGAUCUGAUCAAAACAUGACUGAUAAAAUGUUGUAAUAAAUAAUUUCCUGUUCUGUACUCAAAAGCACAUUAUUGACCUGUUUAAUAUAAAGACUUGUGAUUUUAAUAAAAUUUGAAAGAACUGAUGUGGUUUAUACUUUACA